GGUCCCCCCGCCAUUGGCGCGGCGCCCCGUCCGUCAGGGCGCGUCCCGCCUCCCCCCGGGGCCGGCAGUAAAUACGGUACCGGGCGGCGCGGCUGACACUUGGGAGCUGGUUUCGGGGCCGCCCGGCGGAGGGGACCCGCCUGCAGCCGAGGGCACCCGGCCGCGACGUGGCUCUGCCGGGGUUCCGAGCCGCCUUUCCCCGGGCGGGGCAGACGGGACAGCAGCGAAACCCCCGGCAACGGACCCCGGAACCGGGUGGGAGCGGAUACCCCGCACCGUUCACCCCGCGCCGCCCCGCCGAGGACGGCGAUCUGCCGGGACGGAGCGAGGCAGCGCGGGGCCCGGCCGCCGCUGCCCCCGCCGCGCCCCGCCACCGAGCCCCGCCGCAGCCGAGCGGUGGGCGCCGGGCCCCGCCGGGUCCCUCCUUGUCCCCCCCGGCCGCGGCGGCUCCCUGACGCCCGCCGUUGUGAUGCGUAUUCCCGUAGACCCGAGCACCAGCAGGCGCUUCACACCCCCCUCCACGGCCUUCCCCUGCGGUAAGAUGGGCGAGAACAGCGGGGCGCUGGGGGCCCCCGCACCGGGCGCCCGGGCUCGCCCCGAGGUCCGCUCCGUCGUGGAUGUACUGGCCGACCACGCCGGCGAACUGGUGCGCACCGACAGCCCCAACUUCUUGUGCUCGGUACUGCCGUCCCACUGGAGGUGCAACAAGACGCUGCCCGUCGCCUUCAAGGUCGUAGCCCUCGGAGAUGUCCCCGAUGGGACGGUGGUCACGGUGAUGGCAGGGAACGACGAAAACUACUCGGCAGAGCUCCGCAACGCCUCCGCCGUGAUGAAAAACCAAGUAGCGAGAUUUAACGACCUCAGAUUUGUUGGGAGAAGCGGCAGGGGAAAAAGCUUUACCCUGACGAUCACCGUGUUCACCAACCCCACCCAAGUUGCUACCUACCACCGAGCCAUUAAAGUGACUGUAGACGGACCCCGGGAGCCACGAAGGCACAGACAAAAGCUAGAAGACCAAGCCAAACCCUUCACCGACCGCUACGGGGAGCUGGAACGGCUGCGCCAGUCCAUGAGAGUCACCCCAACAACACCCAACCCCCGCGGAUCCCUCAGCACCCCAAGCCACUUUGGGUCCCAGGCUCAAACUCCAAUACAAGGCACGUCAGAUCUGAGCCCCUUCUCUGACCCCCGGCAGUUCGAUCGCUCCUUCCCGACGCUGCCGGCUCUCACUGAGACCAGGUUCUCCGACCCACGGAUGCAUUACCCCGGCGCCAUGUCCGCUGCCUUCCCUUACACCGCAACGCCUUCCCCCACGGGCAUCGGGGGCAUCAGCAUGACCAGCAUGCCCACCACGACGCGAUUCCACCACACUUACCUGCCACCCCCCUACCCCGGCUCCACGCAAAACCAAAGUGGACCCUUCCAGGCCAAUCCCUCUCCCUACCAUUUGUACUACGGCACAUCUUCGGGCUCCUACCAGUUCUCCAUGGUGGCAGGUGGCGAGCGCUCGCCCACCCGGAUGCUCUCUUCUUGUACAAGUGCCUCAGCGGGGAACAGCUUAAUGAAUCCUAACCUGGGCAAUCAGAACGACGGGGUGGAUGCGGACGGGAGCCACAGUAACUCGCCAACGACCAUGACGACUACUGGGAGGAUGGAUGAGUCUGUCUGGAGACCCUACUAGGAGGAACUCAACUGGGCACCGAUAGCUUUAACUUAAUCAGCCACCGUUAUGUUACUCCUUUUGGUAGUCAAUAGAGCGAAAUGAUGCCUACAGAAAAGGUAAACCAAAGUCUCCCAAACCAAAAGCAAACCAGGAUCCUCUGCAUGCAAGCAUAGGCGAACAUCAAGCAAAGAUGGAACAGGACCUACGUUACAUUUCAAGACGAACAUCCACGAGGCUUGAAUUUGGUCGCUUGGUGGUUCCUUUCACAUGUUUUAAGCAUGUGGAAUGUACAUAGGGAAAAAAAUUUAAAAUAAGGGCAUGUGGAAUCCGAUGUUUGUUUCUUGCAGAACACUUCUCAGUCAUCUCACUUGCACCCUCUUCCCCACACAAAGCAUUCAAAAGUUACGAAAAGCUCACCCUUCCUCUGCAAAAUGUUUCAGAGAAGAGAAAGGACCAGGGAAUCGUCCAAGCCAUCUCUCUGCCAGGGCAGGAAGACUGGACUGAAAAAAAAAAAGGAAAAGAAAAAAAAAAAAAAAGAAGAAAGCCCUGUUGUCUCCUCUCCUCGCCUCCGCCAGUGUAGGGCCCCUGACCACCAAAGAGCUCCGGGACGACGCCAGAGCCGCACGCGGCACGUGAGAGUCUGGUUUACAGCACAACCGCGGGGACUCGGGCACGCGCGGGGGCCGCGCGCUCCUCGCGGGUCGGCCGGCAUCAGCCAUGUGAACAAGAGCUGUGAUGUGAUUUAUUAUUAUUUGUUGUUGACGACAGAGGUUGUAUUGUUCAUUUUUAUCAUUGUCGUCAUUUUUAAAACAGUAACGUGGUUGAUCCCGUGCCUGACAGACCCCCCCCUUUCCUGUAUGUUUACAUAUGAGAUGUACUUUUUACGAGAUGUAUUUUGUUUUGUUUUGUUUGCUCUUUUGUCCUGACCUCACCAUUCGAUUCUUUGCUCCUCUUAGCAAAUCUCAGCGAUGGUGGCUGAAGCGAAGGCGGCGUUCAGGACAAUCCAAGAUGUAUGAGAUGCACUUCCAAGCGCGUUAGCUGCAAAAAGGGACUCGGGAGCCUUUGGCAUCACCCUGCCACUGGUCGCUGGGUCUUCCUUUCAUCCUCUCUGAGUGGCGACACAUGCAGCUGGUGGCAAAGCAUCAUAUUUCUCUUAUGAUUCUUUCCCAUGUUUUCACCCAGAGCGGAUUGACCAUGAUGACUUUUUUUUUAUUGAGAAACAACUUACACUUGUCAGUUCAUACUGAAAGCUCUAACUGAGAUUUGGAGAAAGGAGCAAUUUCUACCCCGUCCCUUGGUGGUGGGAAUAGUGCAAAGCAAUGAUAUCUAGCAUUUUCCAUCCCCUCACCCUCUGUUCCUUUCCCCCAAGUGACCCAGAGCACGGCUAUCUUGCUGUAGCUGAAUAAGCUGAAGGAGGGGCACUAAAGGCACCACCGGCCCAUCAGUACCGGCUGCAUCCCAUGGCACUCGGAGGAGCCGGGUCUCCCGGGCACCGCACACCCUCGCAGCUGGUACCAAAGGGUUUGCAACCCGAACGGGACGGCGCUGGGAGGCCGUAGGCGGCCGGAGAGGUGGCCAGGGCUCCCCUGAGGCCGGGAUAGUGGCCUGGCUCUGACACGCUGAGGGGUUACGUCGCCCUCACAAGCCGGCUGUGCUUUCUGCUGGCGUGGGAAUUCGGGCUGGAUUCGGGAUUCCUCGCACCGGCAGGGCUGAGGGUGCCUGGGCAGGUCCCCGGGAGCGUGUAGCUGCGGUCCCCACUGCCCUCCGCAGCCUCCCCUGUGGCGAGGGGACGGGGACAGUCCCCAGCCCCCGGUACCACCAGUAACCAAGCCUUUUGGUUUUUUUGCAUGAGCAUAAGAAAAUCAACACCCACCCCCCCAGCUGCCCUCCCAGCCCCUCUGCCUCAGUUACACCAUUGCAGCCGCGCCGCCUAUCGCCAAAUCUCAGUUGGCAGCUUGUCAGCACUCGGUUGAGGUACAGAGCGUUGUAAUUGCACUACCACGUCAAGACUGGAGCAAGACAUCCUGGCUUAAUUGGAAAGCUGCGAUGACCACUCGUGAGUUAAAUAAGCAACAAGAAGAACAACUCUUUUUAAGUAAUAAUGAUAAUAAUAAUAAAAAAGCCCUACCCCAGCAAAACUGCAACCUUCACUUGCCUUAGCGACAGCGAGCACCGGGCCGGUGCUUGCCAGCUGUAGAAACUGGACCACGGCAGCCUGUGUUUUGAUGCAUUUAUGUUUUAUCAUCCGAUCGCGCCACUGAUUGAAAGCACAAAGAGAACAAGGCAUUCGUAGUACUAGGUUAAUUUAAGACUGUUCGUAGUGAAUUUUAAAAAAAUGAAAAUAAUAAAAAGAAUGGCAACGAUGUUAUUUUUAUGACAUAUUGUCAUGUGAAGGUGUAAAUAUAUGCACCUCUAUUGUAUGCAAAUGGUCGCAAGACAGGCCGACGUUUUUUUGCUUUGCACUAUAAUUUGCUUUUUUAAAAAAAUGCACAAUUGCUUGUACAGUAAAACCCCUUUGUCUGGCUCACAGAAUAUUUAACUAUAAAAUCUAAUUUUUGGUCUUAUUUGUUAUAAUAAUAUAAUUCUUAAAUGUGUUGAAGGAUCCGAUUCUUAAUAAUGCUUCUAAUACUUGUAUGUGCAGGGUAAAAUAACAACAAACAACUAAGGAGAUGAGAACAAAGAUCUUUGUAGAUAAAGAAGGCUGAAGUUGUUGGUUUUUUUAAUGGUGUCUUACGAUGGACAUUAAAAAAAGAUGCUAGUGAUACCAAAUAAUGUGGUUAUUUGUGUAAUAUACCAGCCCUACUUGAAGGUAAUGCCCUAUAUUUAAUAUGUAGCCCAUCUUUUUAACCUGUAGCACUUGUCACUGGGGGGGGGGGAGGGGGGGAGAGGAAGAGGAGGGUCUGCUCCUGUUGAAGUCAUUGGAAGAAGCUCUUGCUGGAGCCGUCUCUGCUGCGCUGGCUUCAGUGAGAACAGAGCUGGGCUCCUCCGUGAGCGCGCGGACACCGCGUUGGUACGAAUCCAGAGCAAAGUGGUCAGUUCUGCUUUUCUGUUACUGGUGUCGAUGUUCUUCUCCAAUGUACGUGAUUUUAUCGCCAGGCCUCCGUGUAAUCAUUUUAAUGACUUUCCAUGUGGAAUAAUAAACAUACGAUUACAAGUCUC
Messenger RNA from Phalacrocorax carbo (great cormorant), 4822 nucleotides. The record is from RefSeq and is a predicted model, not a curated record. NCBI's taxonomy places the organism in Eukaryota, Metazoa, Chordata, Aves, Suliformes, Phalacrocoracidae.